This is a messenger RNA of Acomys russatus (golden spiny mouse), 1565 nucleotides long. RefSeq names its product zinc finger and SCAN domain containing 21 (gene Zscan21). The record is from RefSeq and is a predicted model, not a curated record. Gene Ontology annotation, biological process: regulation of transcription by RNA polymerase II. The transcript is spliced from 4 exons. Bases 135 to 1565 code for a protein of 476 amino acids. Gene Ontology annotation, molecular function: RNA polymerase II cis-regulatory region sequence-specific DNA binding; DNA-binding transcription factor activity. NCBI's taxonomy places the organism in Eukaryota, Metazoa, Chordata, Mammalia, Rodentia, Muridae.
CGUUCAGCGGCUGUGCGGAUUCCAGACUCCAAAGCGGUUCUGAGUCACGGUUUGAACUGUGGCCCUUUAAGAACCAGAAACCCAAAGGCACCAGAUCUGCUCCUAAAAAUCCUACUGUUUCUGGAAUCUGUGUGAUGACCAAGGUGGUGGGCAUGGCCACAGUUCUGGGCCCCAGGCCACCUCAGGAGCCAAUGGGACCUUCGGCCAUUAAAGUUGAAGAGGACGAAGAGAAAGACAAAUGCCGGCCCAGCCUAGAGACCUCCCGUCAGCGCUUCAGGCAGUUUGGGUACCAUGACACUCCUGGGCCCCGAGAGGCACUGAGCCAGCUCCGGGUGCUCUGCUGUGAGUGGCUGCAGCCCGAGAUCUACACCAAGGAGCAGAUCCUGGAGCUGCUGGUUCUGGAGCAGUUCCUCACCAUCCUGCCCCGAGAGCUCCAGGCCUGGGUGCAGCAGCACUGUCCCGAGAGCGCAGAGGAGGCCGUCACUCUCCUGGAAGACCUGGAGCAAGAGCUGGAUGAGCCAGGACUGCAGGUCUCAUCUCCUCCAAAUGAACAGAAGCAGGCUUGGGAGAAAAUGUCAACUUCAGGAACUGCAGGGGAGUCCUUAAGCAGUACCCAGGCCCAGGCGGUGGACGCCAGCCCCAAGUAUGAGUUUUGGGGGCCCCUGUACAUCCAAGAAACUGGUGAGGAGGUUUUCACUCAGGAUUCAAGAAAGCGUCAAGGCUUUAAGUCGAACCCCCAGAAGGAACACUCCGCAGACGAGCAGAGAAGUUCUGAAGAUGAGUCCCAGGCCCACGGACUCCAGGUGGAUGUCAUCCCCCUGCCUGCUGCCAAUAAGUACGGGCCGAGGUCAGAGAGGCAGUGGGCCAACAACCUGGACAGGGAGAGAGGAGCAAAGGCCUCUCUUCACGACCCGGGCUCCAGGAAAGGGGCAGAACUAGCAUCUGCUAAGCCUGCCCCGGGAGAGAAACGUUACAUAUGUGCAGAGUGUGGGAAAGCCUUUAGCAAUAGCUCAAACCUCACUAAACACCGGAGAACACACACUGGGGAGAAGCCGUAUGUGUGCACAAAGUGUGGGAAGGCUUUCAGCCACAGCUCCAACCUUACCCUGCACUACCGAACACACCUGGUGGACCGGCCCUAUGACUGUAAGUGUGGGAAAGCCUUUGGGCAGAGCUCAGACCUCCUUAAACACCAAAGGGUGCACACCGAAGAGGCGCCCUACCAGUGUAAGGACUGUGGGAAAGCCUUCAGUGGCAAGGGCAGCCUCAUUCGACACUACCGCAUCCACACAGGCGAGAAGCCCUACCAGUGUAGUGAGUGUGGAAAGAGCUUCAGUCAGCACGCAGGCCUCAGUUCUCAUCAGCGCCUGCAUACAGGGGAGAAGCCCUAUAAGUGUAAGGAGUGUGGCAAAGCCUUCAACCACAGUUCAAAUUUUAACAAGCAUCAUAGAAUCCAUACCGGCGAAAAGCCCUAUUGGUGUAACCAGUGUGGGAAAACCUUUUGUAGCAAGUCAAAUCUUUCCAAACACCAAAGAGUCCACACUGGAGAGGGAGAGGUACUGUAA